Esox lucius (northern pike) is the source of this 2122-nucleotide messenger RNA. RefSeq names its product metalloproteinase inhibitor 3. Gene Ontology annotation, biological process: negative regulation of endopeptidase activity; negative regulation of membrane protein ectodomain proteolysis. The record is from RefSeq and is a predicted model, not a curated record. Gene Ontology annotation, molecular function: protease binding; metalloendopeptidase inhibitor activity. The transcript is spliced from 5 exons. The coding region runs from base 152 to 796 and encodes 214 amino acids. Gene Ontology annotation, cellular component: extracellular matrix. Lineage: Eukaryota; Metazoa; Chordata; Actinopteri; Esociformes; Esocidae.
CGCUCUGAGCCACAGUGACAGGCAAUAUCCUGACUGAAGACUCAAGUUGGACGUACGCACUGAGGAAAAACUCAGGAUAGACUUUGAAGAACUAUAAGGUGGCAUAACUUUUUUGCUUAACAGACAAGAAAAUAGAUUUUACGCAAUAAAUAUGCAGUCUCUCUGUCACCAACUGUUCAGCUUGCUCUUCGUUUUCGGAAGCCUUCAGAUCCAUCAACUCACGGAGGCUUGCUCGUGCGCUCUGUCGCACCCGCAAGAUGCGUACUGCAACUCUGACAUAGUGAUCCGAGCCAAAGUGGUGGGGAAGAAGCUACUGAAGGACGGGCCAUUUGGCACCAUGCGUUAUACAGUCAAACAGAUGAAGAUGUACAAAGGAUUCAACAAAAUGCAGCACAUUCAGCACAUCUACACCGAUGCCUCUGAAAGCUUGUGUGGAGUCAAGUUCGACAUCAACAAGUACCAGUAUCUGAUCACAGGCCGAGUAUACGACGGCAAGGUGUACACCGGACUCUGCAACUUCAACCAGCCAUGGGACCGUCUCUCUCUGGCCCAGAAGAAAGGCAUCAACCACCGCUACCAGUUGGGCUGUAACUGCAGGAUUAAGCCAUGCCACUACCUGCCCUGCUUUGUGACCUCAAAGAACGAGUGCCUGUGGACGGACAUGCUGUCCCACUUCGGCUACCCCGGCUACCAGUCCCGGCACUACGCCUGUGUCCAGCAGAAGGAGGGCUACUGCAGCUGGUACCGGGGAAUGGCUGGACGCGACAAAACCACCAUCAACGCCACAGACCCAUGAGUGUAAACAACAUGCAACCCCCAAAACCUUACUGAGUUUCUUCUCUUCCUCUGACUGCCACUCUUUUCAAUCUUUCCCAACCUCCACAAACUCCCCUCUUCAUCCUUAGAGUAUUACGAAGCUCUUAAAAUGUACAGUACCGGCACCAAGCAACCCUACCCACGUCCUCUGACAAAAAAAACAAAAACUGAAAGAAACAGUGCCUGGCUGUCUCAUAGAAGUAGCACUUCUCAUAUGAACAAUACUGUAUAUUCUUUUUUUCAUGCUCUGUCAGUUUCUCUAUCUUUCUUUUCCCUAGCUAUUAACGAGCGGAUAUUAGAACCGAUCCCAGAGUCAACUUUUGCAAUGGCCUAUUCGAAAAUAGCAGGCUUAAAUAGGUCGGAAAGCACUUCAUAACUGCAGUUUCAAGCAAUAUAAAAAGGAUGAAAAUCAUCCUAAUAUUUAGUAAGAUGCAGACAGCUACAGUAUCAACAAAGCUCCUGUAAUAAUAAUUUCAUGUUUAUCUUUGACAAGUUAUGCACAGUAACAAGGCCAAUGCCAACAUUAGGUAUGACCUCUGAAAAGCAAUACCUCUUGCUCCAGUCUCACAAAGGCGCUUUGUUGAUGUUUCAAAAUGAUUUUUAAUUGCAUAAAGGGUGUAUAUGUAUGUAUACGUAUUCACAGCUCAUACUGUCAACAUGUCUAUUUAUAUGAAUGAUGCAAUUUUCACCUCCUUGACUGUUUGCGCUGUAUAGUUCAUUCUUGGUUGUUUUGAAUCACAUCAUCAUAUGAAUGCAUUGCUAAUUUGGAAAGUAAUUUUUUGGGUAUACCUAUAUUUUCUUCUGUAACGAUUACCAAGAAUGAGCCUUACAGCUCAAACACAGGGAAUACUUCAUCUUUUGGGAAAUGGAUGCACGUUUUUCUUUUUCUAUUGAUAUACAUAAGCUAUGAAACAACUGUUGACUCGACUGGAACCUCUGUAGUGGACGUAUUCAUCUGUGUUUGUGGAAUCAGACAAUAUCCACUGAAAUACUACAAACAAAAUGAAAUGUCAUACUGCAACAGCCAAAAAUAUAUUUAUGUAUCUGGCCAAAACUGUAUUUGCAUCACUACCCUGUUCAGCGGUCAUGAAAGAACAGAAUCCCGAAUUGUGUUGAUACAACAUUGAUUUAAUGUUUGUUCAGUGUUAGACCCACCUUCAGCAGAUUAUGAAUGAUGGUACUUUUCCCAAUCACAGUCCCCCUUCUGGUACUCAUGAGGGAGGUCACUUUUUGUCACAGCUUUUGUCAUAGUUUAAAGGAGAGGCUUUGGAGAAAAAGCCUGUUUUCAUAAAUGUUUAUUCCAUGA